CAGUAACCUGGCAGAGGCCACUGCCAACGAGAACUCUAAAGACUGGAAGGUGGAUCUGGGUCUGGAGAAGGGGGUAUCUGUUGGCAUAGAGAUGGGAGGGUCACAGUCAGAUAUAACCAGAUUUGCCAAGAAGAAGACCAGAGACAACCGCUACUCCUUCUUUUCGCAGAUUCUCCGCUGCCGCCACUACAGUUAUCGCGUGUCAGACAGCCCUGCUCUCAGCGCUGAGUUCCGGAAGGACAUCGAUCUUCUGCCCAAGAUCUACUUCUCAUACUCUGAGACCUCUAAGGCCCAGUACCGCCGGCUCAUAGACACCUAUGGGACUCACUACAUCCGCCARGUUGACCUGGGAGGCAGGCUGACGAUGACCACAGCAAUACGCACCUGUCAGGCUUCACACAGUGGCCUCUCUACAAACCAGGUCCUCAAUUAUUUUCAUAUUUAGAGUGUUUUGGAAAUGACGCCAUUUUAGCGCCUUU
This is a messenger RNA of Salvelinus sp. IW2-2015, 479 nucleotides long. Lineage: Eukaryota; Metazoa; Chordata; Actinopteri; Salmoniformes; Salmonidae. The record is from RefSeq and is a predicted model, not a curated record.